CAUAAUAAUUGGUGUGAUGUCACGGUCGCCAAGUAUAAGUCUGGAAGAUAUCAUUACGAACAAUCGUUUAAUGUGUCGUAUUUCUGGGCCAACAGCUAGUGUUGUUAUUGCAAUUAACAAAAUCGAAACAGGUUUAUAGAAUGAGUUCAUAACACAUUUGAACGACGUCGAUUAACGGGAUGAGCCAAUUAUAUACUGAGUAUCUUAGGAAGCGUCUGGCUGGGUUGUUAAUAAUUUUCCACUCCGGACUGCUAGAAACUUCGAACUAAGCUGUUUCACUCUGUCACACCUGUUUCGGCAUUUAUUCUAUCAAGUCCUAUUCAACAAACAGUGUUAAAUUAAGGAACAGGCUUCGAUUCAAGUUAAUCAUAGUCGAAUAAAAACAUUGUUUGAGUCAACUUUCUUAUUUUGAUCAGAAAGGAUGCGAAUACCACGUAGCCAGUUGACGUUCUACGAUCCGGAAACUUGUAUUUGGACCGGCAUCGAAAAAGUUCCCCCCUAUGACGCCACCCAAUCGUUGGGCCAGUUGAUUCUUGAUUCAUUAGCCAAAAAUCCCUUAAAAAUAACCCAAAUCAGUGCCGAUAGCCACAGGGAGGUCACCUGCCAGGAGCUGCGACUUCAAACCAUCCGAAUUGCUCAGAACCUGUCUUUGGAGGGAAUUCAACCCGGGGAUGUAGUAACGAUGGCCGCCAACAAUGGGGAACUGGUGGCUCCGGUCACGUUUGCUUGCCUAGCUUUGGGCGUUCCGUUGAAUACUUUGGAUCCGGGAUUUGAUCGAGACGAUUUGGCGCACAUGUUGGCGACCGUUAGACCGAAAGCCGUCUUCUGUGAUCGAGAAGGAUUGGGGGAAAUGGUAGCGGCCAUCGAAAUGGUUGGGUUGAAUCCGUUGCUGGUUACUUUCGGAGGACGCGUUGAUGGGAUGCUGUCGGUUACGGAUUUUCUGAAGCCCACAGGACGUGAAGAGUGGUUCAGCCCAAUCCGUUUUCGGGAGGCCUCUCAACAAGUGGCCCUCAUCGUCUGCUCCUCGGGAACUUCCGGCCGAUCCAAAGGUGUUUGCCUAUCGCACGCCCAGUGUAUCGGAACUCUGUGUGGGUUUGGCGAUUGCCGUUCGGAUGACGUCCUCCUUUGCUUCAGUUCCCUGUACUGGAUAUCCGGAAUCUUCAUCCUGCUAAAUGGAACCGUGGCCGGGGCGACGAGAAUCAUCACCCGGGAACCGUUCCACUAUCGAGCUGCACUGGACAUAAUAAAUCGGUAUAGGGUGACCUUUUGGUUCCUGCAACCGGCUUUGGCCCUGCAGAUUUUGAAAAAUAUUUCCCCCGGAACCGGAAGUCUGCCGAGUCUUCGACUGUGCGUCAGUGGUGGAGCUGCCGUUUCACCGGAACUGAAGCUUGCCUUCGAAACACUGGCACCGAACGCCAAUUUUAUGCCUAGCUAUGGUCUGUCGGAAGCCGGAGGACCGGUCACGGGUUGUGAAAAACUUCUCUACAAAAAUGGUUCCACUGGUUACGUCAAGCCGAAUGUGUCGGUUAAAAUCGUUAACGACGAAGGCGAAGCACUUCCUAUAGGACAACAAGGUGAAAUCCUCGUCAAACCAGAAUUUCCCUUCCUCGGAUACUACAAAAACCUGGAAGCCACCGCGGAAAUCCUCGACCCCGAAGGAUGGCUGCACACCGGAGAUAUUGGAUGUUUCGAUCGGGAUGGGUUCUUCUACAUCACCGAUCGAAAGAAGGACAUCAUCCGGUACCACGGCGUUCAAAUUUCACCCAGCGAACUGGAAUCCGUUAUUCAGAAGUUAGACGAAGUCGUUGGUGUUUGUGUUGUUGCGAUUCCAGGAACCGGAAUCGAUUUGCCUGCGGCUUUAAUUGUGAAGAAGGCCUUCAGUCAGCUGACAGUUGAGCAAAUCGAAGAAUUUACCGAAAGGAAUCUGCCCCAUUAUAAACAGCUCAAGGGAGGAAUCUACCUGGUCGAUGAAUUACCGAUGACACCUUCCGGAAAAAUAGUGCGAAGAAAAUGUCGCGAAAUCGUGUUGGAACUUUUGCAAGAGAGAUCAACCGGAACGUUGAUUUAACUUAACUUGAUCGGUAGCAGCUAGAGGAUGUUUAUAAAACUCUUAUGAGCGAAUGGAAUUCUCAGUGCUAUGUCAUAAGGUUGAAUUAACAUCAUUAUUAUAAUUUUUAAAAUUAUUCAUUUCGCCCGUUCCGUGUAUCUAAAAUCCAUCAGGGUAUCUGAAACCUAGAUUUAUAAGAUAAAUUUGAAGUGAAAAUAUAUCUGGAAAAAUUAUACA
This is a messenger RNA of Uranotaenia lowii, 2284 nucleotides long. RefSeq lists its product as uncharacterized. NCBI's taxonomy places the organism in Eukaryota, Metazoa, Arthropoda, Insecta, Diptera, Culicidae. Gene Ontology annotation, molecular function: long-chain fatty acid-CoA ligase activity. The transcript has 2 exons. Gene Ontology annotation, biological process: fatty-acyl-CoA biosynthetic process; long-chain fatty acid metabolic process. The record is from RefSeq and is a predicted model, not a curated record. Bases 422 to 2068 code for a protein of 548 amino acids.